Molecule: messenger RNA, 1667 nt
Organism: Triplophysa dalaica
Lineage: Eukaryota; Metazoa; Chordata; Actinopteri; Cypriniformes; Nemacheilidae
Gene: ier5
Product: immediate early response 5
Exons: 1
Coding region: 366-1178 (270 amino acids)
Source: RefSeq, a predicted model, not a curated record
CAUUCCUCCCUAGACUAUUGACGGGUGCAGAAGGGUGUGCGUAAGGUUGUAAAAUCUCGUACUCUCACCCGAUAACGCCGAUUUUUAAUUAUUUUACGUAUAAUGAGGAAUUCAUAUUUAUCAAACGUCUCGAAUUUUUAAACCCACAACAUCAAAGUACAGGACGAUUUUUUUUCUACAUGAAUCGUCUACAGAUUCUUUGAUUUAGAGCUCGGACGUUAUUGACGAAUGUGUCUUCGCACUCUUGGCAAUUUUACAGUGACAUUUCUGGAAGAUUCCUGAGACGAAAUCAACCCCGGUCGGAUCGAAACGCUCGGUGAACUUUGUACUCCCCAAAAGCGACCUUUACUGGAUCGACGACAGCCAUGGAAUACAAAGUGGAAGCCCACCGGAUUAUGAGUAUUUCCUUGGGGAAAAUCUACAACUCUCGCGUUCAGCGAGGCGGCAUUAAACUGCACAAAAACCUCCUGGUUUCGCUGGUCCUCCGCAGCGCCCGCCAGGUUUAUCUGAGCGACUUCUACAGCGGCGCGUGUCUGAACGAGCAGAGCGAGCGCGAGGGAAAGGAAUGGGACCUUAUUGAUUCAGAGCGGGAGAAAUUCCCGCCCGCCACGGAGGAAUGCGACCAGACGGAGGAAACCAGACAAAAUGACCAGCCUCCGAUAAACGAGACGGUUGAGAAAGCCGACGACGAGGAGGUUAAACCAGACGCAGAGCACUGUACUCCCACUCCAGAAGAGCAAAGCCAAAAUUCAUCAUCGGACCUGGCUGAUAGCGUUUCAUCUGAAUCAUCGGUGCCUGAUGCUAUCAAGCAAAACCAAGAGAGUCCCGCGGACAGUACGAACGCGACGCUCGAGGAGUCGAACCAACCGCAAAAAACGCACGUUUGUACAAACAGGAAAAGAGGCGCGGAAGAGUCAGCGCGCGAGGACGCGCCUCAAAAACGGACCAAAGUCACUUCCUCAAACGCGAGCGACGACGAGGAAAGCGAGGAAAUGGAAACGGGCAACGUGUCUAACCUCAUAACGAUCUUUGGCUCCAGUUUUUCAGGACUUCUCAGCAAAGAUGGCGCUAAACCCGAGGCUGAGGCGGAGGAGAGUGACUCUGGGUCGGGACAGAUCUGUUGCGACCAAAUGCUUAAAAACUUAAACCCCUGGAGUACAGCGAUUGUGGCUUUCUGACUUUAAAAAAGCCACGUGUGGCGUACUGUACCGUAGGUCCUCAUCCGGGUUGCUCUCGAUGCAAUUGUAACACGUGGUGAGGCGUGGGACUUCCCGGCCAGCCCAGCACACUUCAGUGGUACUACAAGCUCAGUUUGGCUUGUGAAGAUGUCUGGGCAUGAAUAGUGGUGCUACAUGAGGGGAUUACAGCUUCUGACAUCACCGCAUAGGAAUUUAAGUUUUAAACUCUCAUUCAGACUCCGUUUAAUAAGCCAUGCAACGGAAUGGUGGUAUUGCAACAUACGCGAAAGUGUUAUGGACUUGAUUCACAGCAAACUUUGAGAUGUAUGCCACAGUUUUAACGUCUUUGUUUUAUAAAGACCUGUACAUUUUGUAAUAUUGAGUGUGUGUGUACAUAUUGUUGCCCAUGUUGCAUUGAAUCUAUGUAUUUUGGUAUUUACUAUCAUGACAAUUUACGUGGUGCUCACGUAUUAAAGCAUUGUGAAAUUA